UGAACCUUCCCCAAAACUCAACCAAAACUCCCCCUGUGAGCUCAGAGCCGGCCCCGUUCUUCUGUGCUCCCCCAACCCCCCCGCAUGGAGUAACUUGGAGUCGAAUCUGGCUCCCGGGGUCUGACGAAGCAGAGAGGAACCGUCCCCUGGUUCAAUGUCCUGGUUCAAUGAGCCCCCCCAAGGCCAAAUGACGGAUGGACUGAAUUGGGGUGGGGGGAGGCAGGGGGCUGUGUCUCCCCUGUUUAACUCCUGUCUCUUGUUCAAAGCAGGGCGUGAAUUUCGCAAACCCACCAUCUGGGUGAGCCCCAGCAGGGUGGUGGCGCUCGGGGGAAACGUCACCAUCCGCUGUGAGGGUCGGUACCGAUCCAUGGAGUUCUUUCUGCGUAAAGCUGGACACCCGAACCCGCAGGCGCAGUCGGUGCCUGAUGGGACCAUGGCUGAAUUUCCCAUCGCCAGUGUCAGCCGGGAAGAUGGAGGGAGCUACACCUGCGACUAUCGCUCCAUAACGGAUCAAAAUCGCACAUCGCAUCCCAGCGACCCCGUCAGGAUCAUUGUAGUAGAGCCCAGCUACCCCAAACCCAACAUCUCCCUGAGCCCCAGCGGGGGGGUCUCCCUGGGGGGAGCCGUGAGCGUCUGGUGUCGGGGGCAGCAUCAGGGCGUGCGGUUCGUGCUGAAUAAAGAGGGACACCAUUUCCCACCUGUGGAUACGGACGAGUUUGAGGUUGUGUUUCCCAUCAGCAACGUGAGCCGGGAGGACGGCGGGAGCUACAGCUGCUACUAUCACAGCAGAUCGGAGCCGUUCGCCGUGUCGUACCCCAGCGACCCCGUGGAGCUGGUGGUGAGAGAUCCCAACUUACCCAGACCCUCCAUCUCUCUGAGCCCCACUGGGGUCACCGCCCCAGGGGCAGACGCCACCAUCCGGUGUCAGGGGCAGCGCCGGGACGUGAGGUUCUUCCUGCACAAGGCUGGAGACCUGAACCCGCCGCGACACAUGGACCCUGCUGGGGAUGGGGCCGAGUUCCACAUCCCCACCGUGGGCUGGCAGCACGGAGGGAGCUACAGCUGCAGCUACCGGAACCGAUCAGAGCCCUUCAUCUCCUCAGAGCCCAGUGACCCCGUGCAGCUGGUGGUAGCAGGUGGACCUGUACCAAGCGCAGCACCGGUUCUGACCUGCAGCAUCAUCGCCGGGGUGAGCGCGGCGGCUGUCGGCCUCCUCCUCCUCCUCCUCCUUCUCCUGGCCUUUGUCUGCUACAGAAGAACCCGAGGAAGGAAAGGACCAGCCCCGAGACAGAGCAGGGAGUCCGAGGCUGCAGCCACAGUCUACGCCCUUGUGGCUGAAGGGAAGCAGAUGGAUGUCCUGUCCCAGGAGACCGACCCUGGCGCCGAGGGACUCACCUACGCCGAGCUGGAUGGCCAGGUGCUGCAGGCCAAGCGGGGGGGCCCGGCCCCUGCCCCCGAGCCCGUCCUGUAUGCCACCAUCAACGUGAGCAAGGGCCUGACGGGUACACCCCCCAGGGUGCAGAAGCGCCCCCCACCCACCCCCAUGGCCACCCAAUUGGACCCGCCCGUCUGGUCGCACCCCAGCGACUCCGUGGAGCUGCUGGUAGCAGAGCCCAAACCCAGCAUCUCCCUGCACCCCAGUGGGAGAGCCGUGACCGUCCGGUGGCGUGAAUUUCUCAAACCCACCGUCUGGGUGAGCCCCAGCAGGGUGGUGGCGCUAGGGGGAAACGUCACCAUCCGCUGUGCGGGUCGGUACCCGGGCAUGGAGUUCUUUCUGCGUAAAGCUGGACACCCGAACCUGCAGGUGCGGACGGUGCCUGAUGGGACCGUGGCUGAAUUUCCCAUCGCCAAUGUCAGCCGGGAAGAUGGAGGGAGCUACACCUGCGACUAUCGCUCCAUAGCGGAACAGAAUCGCUGGUCGUAUCCCAGUGACUCUGUCGAAAUCAUUGUAGGAGAGCCCAAACCCAACAUCUCCCUGCACCCCAGUGGGAGAGCCGUGACCAUCCGGUGUGAGUGUCGGUGUCACGGAGCGAGGGUCCUUCUGAGUAAAAUUUUGCUGGAGAUUGCAGAGAAACCAUCUGAUGGGGCGGAAAGGUGCCGAGUGCAUCACGGGCUUCCUGGGGCUGCAGCCCCCAGCGCAGUUCUUCAUUCUGCUCGCACUUGGGCCUCAGGCUGGGUGGAGCUUGGCACUGGGGUGCUAGUGGCAGCCCUGAGGGGUCCCCACUGCCCCAUCAUGGCGUCUGCUCUCACCGUCCUCCUCCUCGGCUGCUUUCUGGCCGUGCACAGCUGGGUGUUGGGAGGGCGAGAAUAUCCCAAACCCCCGAUCUGGGUGAGCCCCAGCAGGGUGGUGGCGCUCGGGGGAAACGUCACCAUCCGCUGUGCGGGUUUGUACCCGGGCAUGGAGUUCUUUCUGCGUAAAGCUGGACACCCAAACCGGCAGGCGCAGACAGUGCCUGAUGGGACCGUGGCUGAAUUUCCCAUCGCCAGUGUCAGCCGGGAAGAUGGAGGGAGCUACACCUGCGACUAUCGCUCCAUAGCAGAACAGAAUCGCACAUUGCAUCCCAGUGACCCCGUCAGGAUCAUUGUAGGAGAGCCCAGCUACCCCAAACCCAGCAUCUACCUAAGACCCAGCGGGGGGGUCUCCCUGGGGGGAGCCGUGAGCGUCUGGUGUCGGGGGCAGCACCGGGGCAUGCGGUUCGUGCUGAAUAAAGAGCGACGCCAUUUCCCACCUGUGGAUUCGGACGAGUUUGAGGUUGUGUUUCCCAUCAGCAAUGUGAGCUGGGAGGAUGGCAGGAGCUACAGCUGCUCUUAUCACAGCAGAUUGGAGCCGUUCACCGUGUCGUACCCCAGCGACCCCGUGGAGCUGGUGGUGAGAGGUGAGGGGCCCAGCUCGGCGUCCCCGUUCCCAGCCCCACCCCCAGCCAGACCCUCACGGGGGCUCGGUGCCAAUGGGACGCUCAGAGCCAGGCUCUGCCCUGAGGGGCUCGGUGGAGCUGGACACCGGGGUGUUGGUGGCAGCGCUGAGGGGCCCCUCCCUGACCCCGUCAUGGCAUCUGCUCUCACCGUUCUCUUCCUUGGCUGCUGGCUGGCCGGGCGGAGCGGGGUGUCAGGAGAGGGGUCCCUCCCCAAACCCUCCAUCUCCGUCAGCCCCGGUGGGGUGAUCCCCAUGGGGGGAAACGUCACCAUCCGGUGUCGGAAUCAGCGCCUGGGCAUGAGGUUCCUCUUCUACAAGGAUGGAGAUGAGAACUAUCUGAAUUACACAGACCCUGCUGGCUCUGAGGCUGAAUUUCCCAUCACCAGUGCCAGACGGGAACACGGUGGCAACUACACCUGUCGUUAUAGCGAUAGAACAGGACCAACUAACUACUCGGAGCGCAGCGACCCUGUGCAGAUCAUUGUAGCAGGUGAGGGGCCCAGCCCGGCAUCUCCUGCCCCACACCCAGCUAGAUCCCCGGGGGGCUCGCACCAAUGGGCCACUCAGAGCCAGGCUCUGCCCUGA
Messenger RNA from Trachemys scripta elegans, 3499 nucleotides. Its product is annotated as immunoglobulin superfamily member 1-like. NCBI's taxonomy places the organism in Eukaryota, Metazoa, Chordata, Testudines, Emydidae. The record is from RefSeq and is a predicted model, not a curated record. The transcript has 19 exons. The coding region runs from base 155 to 3499 and encodes 1114 amino acids.